This is a messenger RNA of Mycena indigotica, 561 nucleotides long. RefSeq names its product 60S ribosomal protein. Gene Ontology annotation, molecular function: RNA binding; structural constituent of ribosome. The transcript has 4 exons. The record is from RefSeq and is a predicted model, not a curated record. Gene Ontology annotation, biological process: translation. Gene Ontology annotation, cellular component: ribosome; cytosolic large ribosomal subunit. Bases 1 to 561 code for a protein of 186 amino acids. NCBI's taxonomy places the organism in Eukaryota, Fungi, Basidiomycota, Agaricomycetes, Agaricales, Mycenaceae.
AUGGGUAUCGACAUCGCCCACCACCACGUCAAGAAGGGUGCCAGGACCGCCCCCAAGAGUGAGGACCCGUAUCUGCUCCUCCUCGUCAAACUUUACCGUUUCCUUGCUCGUCGUACCGACUCGGGCUUCAACAAAGUCAUCCUCCACCGCCUCUUCCUUUCCAAAACGAACCGCGCACCCUUGUCGUUGUCACGAAUUGUGAAGGAGACUGCCAACGCUGGCGACCUCGACUCGAAAAUCAUUGUCUCGGUCGGCACGAUCACAGACGACGUUCGUUUGGUUGAGGUCCCCAAACUGACGAUUGCUGCUCUCCGGUUCACCCGUUCUGCCAAAGAGCGCAUUCUCAAUGCUGGAGGUGAAGCCAUCACCUUUGAUCAGCUGGCUCUUCGGGCGCCAACUGGUGCCAACACCAUUCUGCUGCGCGGCAAAAAGACGGCCAGGGAGGCCUACAAGCACUUUGGCAUGGGUCCUCACAAGAACAAGAAGCCCUACACGAUUUCCAAGGGUCGCAAAUUCGAAUCUGCUCGUGGACGCAGAAAGUCGAAGGGUUUCAAAGUGUAA